GCAGUCCGGCGCCCUGGCCGCCGCGCCAGCCCGUCUCCGCCGUGGGGUACUGGGCAGCGUUGGCCCCUGCGCUUGCCGUCUUUUCCGGCAGUUGGGGCUCUUCCUGUCGUCUUCACACCCGCAACCGCCCCGCGGCCCCCUACUUCAGAGUCCCUAACGCGUCCCCUCCCCUCCUCGGGUCGGCUGGCAGCUGCUGCGGGGGUUUCGCCUUUCCUCACGUCGAGACCGCUGGCCCGGCCGGCGUCUGCGGCUGUUCGCCGCCCCCAGCCCUGCCUCUCCCCUCAGCCCCGGGCUCCGCAGCCAUGGCAAUGACAGGCUCAACACCUUGCUCGUCCAUGAGUAGUCACACAAAGGAAAGGGUGACAAUGACCAAAGUGACCCUGGAGAAUUUUUAUAGCAACCUUAUUGCUCAACAUGAAGAACGAGAAAUGAGACAAAAGAAGUUAGAAAAAGUGAUGGAAGAAGAAGGCCUCAAGGAUGAAGAGAAACGACUCCGGAGAUCAGCUCAUGCUCGGAAGGAAACAGAGUUUCUUCGCUUGAAGAGAACAAGACUUGGACUGGAAGAUUUUGAGUCCUUAAAAGUAAUAGGCAGAGGAGCCUUUGGUGAGGUGCGGCUUGUUCAGAAGAAAGAUACGGGCCAUGUGUAUGCAAUGAAAAUACUUCGUAAAGCAGAUAUGCUUGAAAAAGAGCAGGUUGGCCACAUUCGUGCGGAGCGCGACAUUCUAGUGGAGGCAGACAGUUUGUGGGUUGUGAAAAUGUUCUAUAGUUUUCAGGAUAAGCUAAACCUCUACCUAAUCAUGGAGUUCCUGCCUGGAGGGGACAUGAUGACCCUGUUGAUGAAAAAAGACACGCUGACAGAAGAGGAGACUCAGUUUUAUAUAGCAGAAACAGUGUUAGCCAUAGACUCAAUUCACCAACUUGGAUUCAUCCACAGAGACAUCAAACCAGACAACCUUCUCCUGGACAGCAAGGGCCACGUGAAGCUUUCUGACUUUGGCCUUUGCACAGGACUGAAAAAAGCACAUAGGACAGAAUUUUAUAGGAAUCUGAACCACAGCCUCCCCAGUGAUUUCACUUUUCAGAACAUGAAUUCCAAAAGGAAAGCAGAAACCUGGAAAAGAAAUAGACGUCAGCUAGCCUUCUCCACAGUAGGCACUCCUGACUACAUUGCUCCUGAGGUGUUCAUGCAGACCGGGUACAACAAGCUCUGUGAUUGGUGGUCGCUGGGGGUGAUCAUGUAUGAAAUGCUCAUUGGCUACCCACCUUUCUGUUCUGAGACCCCUCAAGAGACAUAUAAGAAGGUGAUGAACUGGAAAGAAACUUUGACUUUUCCUCCAGAAGUUCCUAUUUCUGAGAAAGCCAAGGAUCUCAUUUUGAGAUUCUGCUGUGAAUGGGAACAUAGAAUUGGAGCCCCUGGAGUUGAGGAAAUCAAAAAUAAUUCUUUUUUUGAAGGUGUUGACUGGGAACAUAUCAGAGAGAGACCUGCUGCAAUAUCUAUUGAAAUCAAAAGCAUUGAUGAUACCUCAAACUUCGAUGAGUUUCCAGAAUCUGAUAUUCUUAAGCCAACAGUGGCAACAAGUAAUCACCCUGAGACAGACUACAAGAACAAAGACUGGGUCUUCAUCAAUUACACCUACAAGCGCUUUGAGGGCCUGACUGCCCGGGGGGCGAUACCUUCCUACAUGAAAGCAGCAAAAUAGUGUUCUUUGAAAAGGGAUCCUAAAUCGAGCAGAGUUCUUUGUACAACAUCAUGGUUUUCUUCUCACCUACUUUUGAAAGAGUUUCCAGGAAGCUUAUGGAACCCACCAGCGUGGUGAACAUGGUGAUAGUAAGUGGAUUCUCUUCCAUAACACAUCUGAUGACUGGUAGAACAAAGACAACUGUUUCUACUGUGUUGGCCAUGAACAGCUGUCCUGCUUCUUUAGAAGCAUCAUGAGCCAAUCUGAUGUUUUAAAAAACCUCAAAUUUUCCUAAGUUCAUCAGAACAAAGGGGGAAAAACAGCCAUCAUCUAACUUGAGACUGUAACAUAAACUUAUUAUCACCCAGUUCUGGGUUUCUGUGACAUGCUUCCUGUCAAGCCCACCAAGUGUUUUUCUUCUUUACGGCUAAAAGUUCGUAGUACUAAAGGAAAUAAAGCAAUAAAGAGCGUCAGCAGCCAGCAUUCUGGCUGAAGGAAAUGAUCCACCAUUCUGAAUGGAUGGUUAUGGUGGUUUCUCCCCGGACCUCAGCCUCUGGCAAAUGGCUUUUUAUAGCCUUCAAUCAUGGUGCACUUUAUUUAUGGUACUAGGAUAAAGACUCUCAAUCCAUUUUGAUUUAUUUGCUCCUGCCCAUCUAAAAUACUCCUGCUGCUUUUCUGAGUGUUGAUGGAGGAGGCCAGCUUGAUCCAUCAUUGCUCUUAGAAGGCCAAAGGCUGCUGGGCAUCACCAAGGAGUCGCAGAUCAUGUGGAAAAUUUUCACCUUCUCUUCACGACUGUAUCAGAAAAUCCCUUUGGAUAUUGCCAUGGCCCAGCAACACCCACAAGUGCUGCCAACAGGACCUCAGCUCCUUCCUGGGAACACAUCAGGGGCAGCCUGGGCAGAAGCAGGCGGCCUGGAACCCUCUUGGCUAAGGUGCUGCUCCUGUUCUGUCUCCAGGACCUCCUUGCAAGCUGUGAGGGAGCCAGCCCAGUACACAGUGCAGGGCCAGCCUGCAGAUGCUUGUACAGUUCACUCCUCAGUCCCUGGCGUGACCGUAUUUGUAUUCUCAGUGUUUCUUCUCUUCCAACUUUAAGGAACCAUUUUGCCUUGGAAUCAUGAUUACAAAUUUUUCCUUUGCAGAUGCCUUCCUGGGGGAUGGGCCUCUCCACCCUAAAGGGUCACCUGCAGGCCUGGGCUGACCAGGCCUCUCUGCUGGGGUGGUCUCUGAAGAGGGACCCUCUGAAUUUUAGCACAAAGUGCCUUUUCUUUCACAGCUGCCACCACCUUUAGAGAACUUUUGCUGCAUCAGAAAAAUGUGGAGGCUCCAUAUUAAUGCAUUACUGCUUUAAAAAAUUUUGAUGACUCUUAAAGCGUCGUUUGCACCUAUGUGGUAACUCUGCAUAUUGCAGAGUGUCGUGGCCAAGUCACAACUGGGAGACUGCUUCCUGCCAGUCUUGAGGUUGUAAACAUCAGCUAUGAAAGGAAAGUAUGUUCUAGCUUAGCCAUUCAGGGAAAAAAAAAAAAAAAAAAGGAAUAUCAAAGUGACAGUAGUAAGUGAAACUGCUUUAGAGGAAGGAAAAAGAAUUUUAGGGAAAUACUAACUCUGGAUGAAGAUCAUGUGUUUGCCCCUUAUUCUUUCAUUCAUGGUUUGCUGGUGAAGAGGAUGUGAGAGUCUUCUGCGUAACUAUGUAGUUUCUUUGGAUUACCCAGUAGUUGGGGUCUUGACCCCAUGUGUGUUGCAAGAGUGUGUGGUGAGCAUGGGUAAUGAGAAUAGGGGGUGAUAGUCUGUAUGUUGGAAACUGGCAUGGAAUGAUUUUUCUUGGGCGGGGGGGCGGGGGAUGCCCACAUUUUAACUUCUAAACUUCUGAAUAAACUGUGUGAAAACAGCUGUAUAAAUAUGUGUGUGUUAAAGCAAACGUGGCUUGUAAUACGGAGGCAGAGUGCUGGCGGCUUCUAACCCCUUUGUCUGCAAAGCAUUGGAACAGUGAACAUCUUUAGGCAGAAUGCUUUACUGCCUCAGGGAAGAUGGGAGCCUGCCCUUCUGAACUGGAGCUCAUGUGAAGAGACGUCUGCCGGCCCCAGCCUCUGCUCCUUGCACCUGGCGGCGGGCACUCCUGCAGUUCAGUGCAGUAAGGCCGAGGGGAGACCCGCUGACCAAAGGACACUCUGUACAGCUGUUUGUAGCUCAGCCCCGUUUUUCCCACAAGCUCCCAAGAUGGACACCUCAGCUCCUGGAGUCCACCAGAGCAGGGCUCUGCUCGGGACCUGUAAGUGAGGAGUCUUCUCUGGGUCCAGGAAAGGAGCCGCGGGCAAAGAGCAAGCAGGGUGGGAUCCGCGGGCAUCUGUUUAAAUGCAGCUUAAACAGAAUGUGUUGUCUUCCCAUGGCUCAGGAGUUUCAAGAAAUAUCGGGAACCAUUGUUUCUGGGUUCUGUCUCUUAGGGGGAGUUAGAAAAUAAUAGACCUUAACUGUACCACGUACUAAAGUGAAACCGAAUACUGAUGUCAUUCAGUCUCCUUGAUUCAGGAGUACAGCAGAAUUUUCUUCAGUGCCUAUUUAAGAAUUACUUUCAAAAGUAAGAGGCAAAUUCCUUUGGGAUUAAUAGGCACUGAAUAGCAGAUGGCUGAUUUUAGUGCUCAUCUAUAUAACAUAAGAAUCCUCUGCCACUGAUUGCUAAUACUCUUUCUCUGAAUCAUUUCCUUGGAAAAUGUAUUUCCUGGAUCACCUUCUGUUACUCUCUUCUCGGCCUUUGUGUGUCACCCAAAUGGUGUUUUUAAGUGAAUGCAAAAAGGAUUCAGUGAAUGGUAUUUUCCUUUCCUAGUCAGCAACAUUUCCCUGGAAUCGUCUAUCAAAGCCAACACUGACUUAGGCUCUACAAUGCUUUUCAGGCAUAUUUUCAGAGAUAAACAUCUUGCCCACAUUAAUACUUAAGCAUCCAUAAAAUAAGAGAGCUCAGUCCCAGGCACACAGGGGAGCAAUAGGGAGCCCACGAUGGUUCUGAACCACAGAUCAGUGUGAGGAGAGUUCCCAGCCAGCAAGUUGGCUCAAGAGAAUUGUGGCAUCAACUGUAAAGUUACUACUAUAUUAGUGUUGCUGUAACAGUACCGUUAAGCCAACCCUGAGUUCCUGGGAAGGUUGAGGACACUUUCAGAGAUGUUUAUAAGUAGCAGUGAUUUAGCAGAGGGGAAAGUGCAGGCCGGGAUUUGGGAGGCUGGUAGGUAUGCUCCCCUGCAGUGACAGAGGCAUGGAGCUACGAAUAGGUAUUACUUUUUAAAGAACACUUCUCAGUGUUACUGCACUUCCCUCUUGCUUCUGGUUUCUUCCAGUUGUAUGAAAUGUGUUAGUAUUAAUUAUCCCAUGUGCAAAACAUGCUACUAAUUUUUAAAAUCAUUCCUCUGGCCACUGGUGUCCUAACUGCCUUAGGCACUGGCUUCUCUUCAGCCCCCAUCUACCUGACCACUCUGCGGCCCUUUCACUGCUGAUUUAAAAACAACUGCUUCACCUCUUUGACUUAUGUUUGUAGUUCUACUUCUGCCUAAGUGCUGGGGCUCCUCAGAACAGUGCCUUUGCCUUCUUUUCACUCCUGUUACUUCCUCCAUACUGUGGCUUCAACUGCCAUUUUUGUGACGAGAUCUUCAAAAUGACCAUGCUGCCCAGAAUAUCUCCCCAGAACUCUGGAUCCCACAUAACAAGUCCCUAUCAGAAACUACCACCUGGAAGGCCUCUUACAAGCACAAACUGUUUAGGGAGCUUUUCUUGCUCCCACCGGCGUCUUUCUAGCUCAUUCUUCCUGCUGUCCACGCCAGAAAUUUCUUACACAACUCCCAUCAGUGAACAUGUAUAAUUCUUGAACAUGAUCAUCCAUCCUGCCAGACUUCAUCAUUCCUUGCUGGAUCCUUUGUUGUGGUCUCUUAGCUGACCUCUCUGUUCCUGUUCCUUCCCCUUUCAAGUCUGUUGUUCUCCCUGCUGCCAAAGAAAUUCUUUUAAAUUUCAGAUCUGGUCAUGUCAUUGUCCUGCAUAAAACCCAUUGUUGUUCACUCACUCUUUGUUGUCCAACUCUUUGCGACCUCAUGGACAUAAGCAUGCCAGGCUCCCUGUCCAUCACCAACUCCAGAGCUUGCUCAAACUCAGGUCCGUCCAGUCAGUGAUGCCAUCCAACUGUCUCAUCCUCUGUCAUCCCCUUCUCCUCCUACCUUCAAUCUUUCCCAGCAUCAGGGUCUUUUCCAAUGAGUUGGCUCUUCGCAUCAGGUGACCAAAGUAUUGGAGCUUCAGCUUCAGUCCUUCCAGUGAAUAUUCAGGAUUGAUUCCUUUUAGAAUUGACUGGUUUGAUCUUGCAGCCCAAGGGGACUCUCAAGAGUCUUCUCCAACACCACAGUUCAAAACCACUUUCUUCAGUGCUCAGCCUUCUUUAUGGUCCACCUCUCACAUCCAUACAUGACUACUGGAAAAACCAUACAGACCUUUGUUGGCAAAGUAAUGUCUCUGCUUUUUAAUAUGCUGUCUAGGUUUGUCGUAGCUUUUCUUCCCAGGAGCAUCUUUUAAUUUCAUGACUGCAGUCACCAUCUGCAGUGAUUUUGGAGCCCAAGAAAAUAAAGUCUCACUGAUUCCAUUGUUU
Molecule: messenger RNA, 6291 nt
Organism: Dama dama (fallow deer)
Lineage: Eukaryota; Metazoa; Chordata; Mammalia; Artiodactyla; Cervidae
Gene: STK38
Product: serine/threonine kinase 38
Exons: 14
Coding region: 303-1700 (465 amino acids)
Biological process (GO): intracellular signal transduction; peptidyl-serine phosphorylation
Molecular function (GO): ATP binding; protein serine/threonine kinase activity
Source: RefSeq, a predicted model, not a curated record